This is a messenger RNA of Fraxinus pennsylvanica, 621 nucleotides long. NCBI's taxonomy places the organism in Eukaryota, Viridiplantae, Streptophyta, Magnoliopsida, Lamiales, Oleaceae. The record is from the annotation of a GenBank genome assembly.
AUGUCACUCGAUUCAGCAAUGCCACUGCCGAAAGAUAACAUAUCCCUGAACGCUGUACCGGAGGUCGAAUUCUCUCAGUUCUUGCCGAUUCUUCCUCAAGAGAUGAUCAGAGAGAUAUUAUUGAGACUCCAUGUAAAAUCCCUAUUGAAAUUCAGGCGUGUUUACAAAUCAUGGCUAUCUUUGAUCUCCAGCCCAGAAUUCAUGAAGACCCACCUCAAAAUUUCAAGUAAUAACACUAUAUACUCCCACAAUAGCCUAAUUCUGGGACGUUCCUCUAAUUCUCUGGAUCUCUACACUUAUCUCCGUUACGAUGAAACAGAAGAAAUCCCAUCUAUGGAUAUUGUUCCGCUUGAUUGUCCUUUAUCUGAACCAGUGACUAUACUACGAAUUGUGGGUUCUUGCAAUGGGUUGCUUAACAGAAUCAUUGAUGGCCCUCUUGGAUUCGUAUUCACUGGUUGCGGUGUAUUUGUGAAUGGAGCUAUCCAUUGGAAAGUACUAUACCCCAGAAAUAACCCGAGGGAUUGGUUUAUUGUGGCACAUGGAAUUACAACUGAUAGAUUAGAAUUGGUGCGCAAACCCAAGUAUGAAACAGGGAUUGGCGAUGCAAUGCUUAUAGUGUAA